CUGUCUCUCUAACACACACACACACAGACACACACACACACAGAGGGAAGCAGAUAACUGUGAUUCCACUGCUGAAUUUUUAACGCUGUUGUGGAACUUUUUUUUUUUUUUCCAGGCGGGUCACUGUGGCACCGGGGUACUGUUACACUCACAGAGACAGGGAGACAGGGUUCAGUUCGUUUCUUUUGUUUACCCGGGCUGGACUGACACAAACUCUGCAGGGCAUGUGUGGAGGUACGGUCUAUCCUGUCCCGAUGAUGUCACCGUAGCAAUAUGACCCUGAACACKCAGAAAGAGAAGGAGCUCCUGCGGCGCAGAGGCAGCACGCCGGUUGCCCCCCUCUACAAGCAGCUAUCUGGGCCUCGAGACCUCCGGUUCUCCACCAGCAACCAGGCCGGCUCGGAGCACGUCGGACCUCCUCGCAGCCACCCUCCUUUGGGGCACUCAGCAUCCUACCACCCCGGAGACACGUCCCUCCACUACCGAGCCCAGUGGAGCUCGGACUCGGACGAGGACUCGCAGAGUGAAUCGGACUGUGUUUACCGGGUGGUGUUGCUGGGAGACCACGGUGUUGGAAAGACCAGCCUGGCAGGAAUCUUCGCUGGAAUCACAGAGAAAGACGAACAGCCUGGAGAGGACACAUAUGAGCGGACGCUGACAGUAGAYGGAGAGGAAACAACACUGCUUGUCAUGGAUACAUGGGAAAAUGACAAACUGGAGGAGGAUGACCCAUCUUUUCUUGAAGACUGUCUGAAAGUGGGGAGCGCGUACGUCAUCGUCUACUCUGUCACCGACCGCUCAAGCUUCGACUCRGCCGCUGAGCUCCGCAUCACGCUCCGGCGCACUCGCCAGGCCGAAAACCUUCCCAUCAUCCUCGUGGGGAACAAGAGCGACUUGGUCCGAGCCAGGGAGGUCGCCGUGGAAGAGGGCCGAGCAUGCGCCGUGGUGUUUGACUGUAAAUUCAUUGAGACGUCUGCAUCUCUGCAGCACAACGUGGCCGAGCUGUUCGAGGGCGUGGUGCGGCAGAUCCGUCUCCGUCGGGACGGCAGCGAGGUCACGAAGCACAGGAGCUCCAUCUACAAACGCAAGGAGAGCCUCACCAAGAAGGCCCGCCGCUUCCUGGACCGACUGGUGGCACGGAAGAACCAGCGCAUGGCGGUCAAAGUGCGCUCCAAGAGCUGCCACGACCUAGCUGUACUGUGAAAGACACACGUCCAACGACACUUUGAUUUUGACUCGUUUAUGGUUUGGCUGGUUGUGAUUUUGUGGACUUUUGAGUUUCACAAUCAGCAACUGACCUCAGAGAAACCAAUCAGCAGCAAACUGAGACAAACAGACACUAAUGUCCACACUGUGAUCAGAACAAACAGCUCAUGUUUCCGUUUAACUUUCUGUGACUUUUCCUCAUGACCUAAAGGUUGAAGAUGAAUGUAAGGAAUCAUCACUGUACGGUUUAAAAAAUGUAUGUGUGCGUUUAUGGACUGAACGAUUUUCAUCAGUGAGCAUGUGGUUUUUGUUGUGUCCACUCUUGUUGUCCUGGGAUUUUUUUUUUCUUUCAAUUUUGAGUCCGAAGUGUAAAAUAAAACUUUAGAGAAUCUUUA
This is a messenger RNA of Austrofundulus limnaeus, 1601 nucleotides long. It is a transcript of the gene rem1, whose product is annotated as RAS (RAD and GEM)-like GTP-binding 1. NCBI's taxonomy places the organism in Eukaryota, Metazoa, Chordata, Actinopteri, Cyprinodontiformes, Rivulidae. Bases 274 to 1203 code for a protein of 309 amino acids. Gene Ontology annotation, cellular component: plasma membrane. Gene Ontology annotation, biological process: negative regulation of high voltage-gated calcium channel activity. Gene Ontology annotation, molecular function: calcium channel regulator activity; GTPase activity; GTP binding. The transcript has 5 exons. The record is from RefSeq and is a predicted model, not a curated record.